CUUCAUUCAACCCGGAAGUGAUUUGCGCAACACCUUGAGAAACCAAACACUUUCUUCAUUCAUGCAGGUUGCUCAUGCGAUGAAAUGAAGAUAGAUGAGAAGGUUGUCUCAUAUUUCGAAUCGAGCAGCUCACCUGUGGACAAAGAAGGCUAUCUCUUUAAGAAGGGUGACUUCAGGCCAUCCUACCACAAGCGUUGGUUUGUUCUGAAGGGCAACCUCCUGUUCUACAAGGACCACCCGGAUGACCGAGACCUGGUCGGCCUCAUCGUUCUGGACGGCUGCACCGUGCAGCUGUGCGAGUCCGACGAGCAGUUCGCCUUCUCGCUGGUGUGGAGCGAGCCGGAGGGACUCCGGCCUUACAAGUUCGCCGCCGAGGACCAGGCCGAGCAGGAGAGCUGGAUCAAGGCGCUGCUUUCGGCCAACCACGGGUACUUGGCGCUGCUGGUGAUGGACCUGGAGACCAAGUACAAAGAAACAUUAGAGGCCUUGUUCAGUGACCCGGCCAACGGUGCCGCCACCCCAAGCGCGGGACUUCAGCUGCAAUCGUCCACGUCGACCCUGCACCCAACAGGACCCGCGUUGUUCGCAGGCCCCGGCGCUAGUCCGAAGUUGACCCGUCAUCCAACUGCAGGCGCAACCGCCACCUCCGUCCCGAAACUCCAAACCCCGGCCGUCGCCCUCAAAUCCACCAUCAAGAAGUCCCCUAAACUGUGGCCCAAGAGAACCGCCAACGUGGCGCCCAUCGACGGCCCCCCGCCGCCCGCAGGCGACUGGUCGGCGGUGCGUUCGGGGACCAUCCAAGAAGAAUUUAGCAAAUUGCACGAGGAUUUCGGAAAGGAAGUGAAGGAACUGAUCGCCGAUUGGUCGAGAAGCGGACGCUCCGCCCAAGUGACGCUCAAGGAGAACUUGAUAGAUUUUAGCAGUUUUGAGUAAACUGGUCCGAUUUUCAAAGAGUCAUUUCAAGAUUAAUACUUUGCUACUUUUUAUAAUCAUCCUCGGAUGAAUCUUAUCAUUGAUUGGUUGAUCACUUUUUCAUAACCAAAUAAAGAUGUCCAAUCCAUUUGAAGUGGGAGGAGCUUGCAGUCCCCCCUGUAAAGUACAACUUCGACUACUUUGUAACGCUACUUAUAAUCAUGCACUACUACACACAAUUUACUUUUUCAAACCCUAAAUUCAUUUACCGCCAUUGAUGGUGAUAGAGGUUCAAUCCAUUUGAACUGGCAAUGAUUAACCCUUUGAUGAAUUUGAAUUGAUAUUUAAUACAUCAAAAAACAUUGGUGAAUACAAGGUUUGGCCUACAAAUUGGUAGGGACGAUAUAACAGCAUAACAUGCAUGUGCACUUUUUGCUGGUGACGGGACAUAAAUAAGACCUAACAUAUUCUUGAAUGGGGGUCAGAGCUACAUUUCUCACAAAUAUGAAACUAAUUAAUUGACAGGCUAAAUGAUCAAUGCAAAAAUAAAUCUGUAUUGACUUAUACUAACCUUCAUAUGUAUUGGUUCAGGUUCAAACCUUGGUUUUCAAAAACUACUAAAGAAACAUUUCGAAGUGCAAGUCCCUUUAAUUGCAAAAAUGGGGUGCUAUCCUAGAAUUGGUCCACUUCUGGGGGACACUGGAUCAUCCUGAGACUCGCACUAAAGAAUUGUAAUAUAAAAGUGAUUUGGGAAAAAAUAAUGAAAAGAAAAAAUCUGACAUAUCUAAGGACCAAUCUACAUUUGAGGCAUACUGGACUACACCAAGACUCGAACCAAAGUACUCUUUUUCAUCUUGGAUUAUGUUCAUGUCAGUGUCCCCCUGAAUUGGACCCAUGCUUGGAUAGCUCCCCGUUUUGUUUUUUAAUAAAGGGACUUGCACUCCAAAGCCACCACGUUGCAUUACUGUAUGCACGUAAUGCAAACAAUGAUUCAAAUGAGCGACGGCUAGCUUGACUUUGUAGUUCCUUGUGGAAGCUGGCCUGACCGCUGUAGUUUUGCAGGUUAGCAAGUUCAUACAGUUUAUUAUUAUGCUAACUCUGAUGCAGGUCGGACUUCCGGUAGCAAAAUCAGUGGUGUUUCCCCCACCUCCACAACAUUGAUGUCUUUUUACAAUACUUACAGUGGUUGCUGCUGGCCGAAAAAACUAAUAUCCCUCCACUUCAAAGGGGGCGGAGGAGGCGGCAUGUUGUCGACAUCAAUCUAUUGGGUCUGUGUGAGUGUGCAUGUGUUGCCGUUGGGGGAUGAGGGUAGGGUUAGGGUAUGCAGUCAAGUAAUCAGCCAAUCAAACGUGCGUUGGAGGGGGCGGCAAGUGAACAUAAUGAAAAUAAUUCACUUAGUAAUAGUAGUGUCUAUUCUAUCCUUACAACAUAUGGGAAGACAAUCUAAAUGACCUCUACCACUGAAAUGUAUUUCAAAUAAGGUUGCUUUAAAGUUGGUGGGGACAAUUUGAGCAUCCUGAAAAGUUGGCAGUGUUAUGUCCCUACCAUCCCUAGGAAAAACCUACGCCCAGGAAAGUGACAAUAAAAUGAUGUAGAAAUUUAAAUUGAAAAACAUUUUUUUUAAUAAA
Molecule: messenger RNA, 2540 nt
Organism: Corythoichthys intestinalis (scribbled pipefish)
Lineage: Eukaryota; Metazoa; Chordata; Actinopteri; Syngnathiformes; Syngnathidae
Product: myosin regulatory light chain 2, skeletal muscle
Exons: 4
Coding region: 85-933 (282 amino acids)
Biological process (GO): receptor recycling; skeletal muscle tissue development; retrograde transport, endosome to Golgi
Cellular component (GO): cytoplasm; early endosome; recycling endosome
Molecular function (GO): calcium ion binding
Source: RefSeq, a predicted model, not a curated record